AUGUCAGUGAGCAACAUUCCCACUGCAGGCAAAGGUGUGGAUGCAAACGCGGUUGAUACCUAUGACAGUGGCGAUGAUUGGGAAAUCGGGGUUGGGAAUCUGAUCAUUGAUCUGGACGCUGAUUUGGAGAAGGACCGACAGAAAUUUGAGAUGAAUAACUCGGCCGGCACCGCGGGCGGCAGCAGCUCCCGGGAUUGCGGCGCUGCGGCCUCUGCUGCCGGGACCGGGGCCCCCGCCGCCUUAGCCGACGGCCUGAAAUUUGCUUCUGUGCAGCCCUCGGCUCCCCAGGGGAAUUCGCACAAAGAGACCAGCAAAUCAAAAGUGAAAAGGAGUAAAACUUCUAAGGAUGCCAAUAAAUCUCUGCCUUCGGCUGCCUUGUAUGGGAUUCCCGAGAUCAGCAGCGCUGGCAAGAGGCAGGAAGUCCAAGCGCGCCCUGGAGAGGCGGCUGGCAUGAAUUCAGCGCUGGGUCAGAGCGGCAGCGGCGGCGGCGGCGGUGGUGGCGGCGGCCCCAGCAGCCACGGCCCCGGCCCCGGUCCCGGCCCCGGCCCGGGCCCCGGCGUCCCCUCCGCUGCUGCCACCGCCGCGGCCACCGCGGGCUCGUGCGCCAAGGGCCGGGACGAGAAGCCAGCCAAGAGCCAGGGCAGCCGAGGCGCCAAGCGAGACAAGGAGACGGGCAAAUCCAGGAAGGACAAGCACGAUCUGUUGCAGGGUCACCCGAACGGCGGGGGCGGCCAGGCCCCAUCCGGGGGGCACCUCUAUGGCUUUGGGGCCAAGAGCAAUGCGGGUGGCGCGAGCCCCUUCCACUGCGGGGGCGCUGGGAGUGGUGGUGCCGGCGCUGCCGCCGCCGCCAGCGGGGAAGUUAACAAAAGUGCCACGGAUUCGGGACUCAUGGGAGGAAACUCUGUGUUGGUAAAGAAGGAGGAGGAGGACGACGAGAGCCACCGGAGGAUCAAGAAACUGAAAACCGAGAAGGUUGACUCCCUGUUCACAGUGCCAGCGCCACCACCGCCGAUUGCCAGCAACCUCACGCCUCAGCUUCUGCCUUCCUACUUCCCCCCAUCUUCAUCCAAUAUUGCAGCACCGGUUGAACAGCUUUUGGUUCGGACUCGGUCCGUGGGUGUGAAUACGUGUGAAGUCGGAGUAGUGACAGAGCCAGAGUGUCUGGGGCCCUGUGAACCUGGGACCAGUGUGAAUUUGGAAGGGAUCGUGUGGCAUGAAACAGAAGAAGGUGUCCUAGUGGUCAAUGUCACGUGGAGGAACAAGACUUACGUAGGGACCCUUCUGGACUGCACCAAGCACGACUGGGCUCCCCCCAGGUUCUGUGAGUCACCGACCAGUGACCUGGAGAUGAGAGGGGGCCGGGGCCGAGGGAAGAGAGCGAGGUCCGCAGCAGCGGCACCCGGCUCCGAGGCCGGCUUCACUGAGUCCCGGGGGCUGCCGAGCAAGAACCGAGGGGGUGCCAAUGGCAAAGGGAGGCGGGGUAGCCUCAACGCAAGCGGCCGAAGGACGCCCCCAAACUGUGCCGCCGAGGACAUCAAGGCCAGCCCUUCGGCUACCGCCAAGAGGAAGAACAAGCCCCCCAUGGAGCUGGACCUCAACUCGAGCUCGGAGGACAGCAAGCCCGGGAAGCGCGUGCGCACCAACUCCAGAAGCACGCCCACCACACCCCAGGGGAAGCCCGAGGCCACCUUCCUGGACCAAGGCUGCUCCUCUCCAGUGCUCAUCGACUGUCCCCACCCCAACUGCAACAAGAAGUACAAGCACAUCAAUGGCCUGCGCUACCACCAGGCCCACGCACACCUGGACCCGGAGAACAAGCUGGAGUUUGAGCCCGACAGUGAGGACAAGAUCUCGGACUGCGAGGAGGCCCUGGGCAACGUGGCCCUGGAGUGCAGCGAGCCCAGCGGCAGCAUGGCCACCUACGACCAGGCCAAGGCUCCCGCAUCCCCUGGGGCCAGCAACCCCCCUGGCACCCCCAAGGGGAAGAGAGAGCUCCUGAGCAACGGCCCGGCUGCAGCGAUGGGUUCCAAGACCGGGAAGAAUUCAGGCAAAAAGAAGGGCCUUAACACCGACCUCAGCAACCUGCCAGUGAUCUCCAACAUGACCGCCACGCUGGACGCGUGCUCGGCCGCGGCAGCCGAUGGCAGCUCGGCUGCAGAGAUGCCCAAACUGGAAGCAGAGGGAUUGAUUGACAAGAAGACUCUGGGGGAGAAAGAAAAGGGCAGGAAAGGCACCAACUGCAAAAUGGACAAGAACCUGUCCAAACUCAAGGGUGCCCGGCCCAUCGCCCCGGCACCUGCUCCCACCCCGCCACAACUCAUUGCCAUCCCCACCGCGGCCUUCACUGCCACCACCACAGGAACGAUGCCUGGCCUGCCCUCCCUCACCACCACCGUGGUCCAGGCCACACCAAAGAGCCCCCCGUUGAAACCCAUCCAGCCAAAGCCCACCAUCAUGGGGGAGCCGCUCACAGUGAACCCCGCCCUGGUGUCCCUGAAAGACAAGAAGAAGAAGGAAAAGCGGAAGCUCAAGGACAAAGACGGCAAGGAGACGGGGAGCCCGAAAACGGACGCCAAGCUGGGCAAGCUGGACGACCCCAAGGGCGCAGCGGGCAAGGAUGUGGCUGGGCACUUCCUGAAGGACCACCUCACCAAGGGGGAGGGCCUGGCCAACGGCCUGGCCGAGUCCCAGGAGAGCCGCAUGGCCAGCAUCAAGGCCGAGGCCGACAAGGUGUACACAUUCACCGACAAUGCCCCGAGCCCCUCCAUCGGCAGCGCCUCCAGGAUAGAGUGCAGCGCCCUGGUGAACGGCCAGGCACCCCUGCCCACCCUGCACGUGCUGGCCCAGAACGGGGCCGAGAGCUCCGUGGGGGCAGCCGCGGCCAAGACCAGCAGCCCCGCCUACUCGGAUAUCUCCGACGCCGCGGACGAUGGCGGCUCCGAUAGCCGGUCGGAGGGCGUGAGGUCCAAGGCCAGCUCCCCGUCCGAGAUCCUCUCGGGCAAGGACAGCGUGGUCAGAGCGCAUCCUGCCGCCGCCGCCCAGGCGUCGUCGCAGCUGAAGGAAUCGCACUCGCCCUAUUACCAUGGCUAUGACUCCUACUAUUCUCCCAGCUACAUGCACCCUGCUCAGGUGGGCACCCCCGCAGCCGGGAACGGUGCCGGCCCACAGGGGCUGAAGGUGAAAAAGGAGUGUGAGGAUGAGGCCGAGAAGAAGGACAAAGCGGAGCAGCUGGAGCAUAAAAAGGGGGAGCACAGCAGCACCCCCCUGCAGCCCCAGCACCAGUCCGUCAUCACACAGAGACACCCGGCGCUGGCCCAGUCCCUCUACUACGGCCAGUACGCCUACGGGCUCUACAUGGACCAGAAAUCUCUGAUGGCCAGCAGCCCUGCCUACAGACAGCAGUACGAGAAGUACUACGAGGACCAGAGGCUGGCCGAGCAGAAAAUGGCCCAGCCCGGGCGAGGAGACUGUGAAAGGAAACAUGAGCUCCCCUUGAAGGAGCUGGGCAAGGAGGACGGUAAACAGAAAAACGUGCCGUCGGCCACGGUCUCAAAAGCUCCCUCUACCCCAGAGCCUAACAAAAGCCAUUCUAAACUAGGGCCGUCAGUGGCUAAUAAAACUGAGGAGACAGGUAAAUCGCAGCUUCUCUCCAAAAACCAGCAGCAGCUUCAGGCCGACAGCUUCAAAGCUAAGCAGAUGGAAAACCACCAGCUUAUUAAGGAGGCUGUAGAAAUGAAAUCUGUCAUGGACUCUAUGAAGCAGACAGGUGUAGACCCAACCUCGAGAUUUAAACAAGACCCAGAUUCAAGGACAUGGCACCAUUACGUAUACCAGCCCAAGUACCUGGACCAGCAGAAGCCCGAAGAACUUGAUAGAGAGAAGCGACUGAAAGAGGACAGUCCAAGGAAGACGCCCAACAAGGAGGGCGCGGCACCCGGCCUCCCCGUGUCCUUGAGCAGCAUUAAGGAGGAGCCCAAGGAGGCCAGACGCCCCGAUUCCCAGCCGAUGGAGGACGGCAAGCUCAAGAAUGACGACCGGAAGACUCCUGUGAACUGGAAGGACUCCCGGGGCACCCGGGUGGCCGUGUCCUCCCCCAUGAGUCAGCAUCAGUCCUACAUCCAGUACCUGCACGCCUAUCCUUACCCGCAGAUGUACGACCCCAGCCACCCCGCCUACCGGGCCGUCUCUCCUGUCCUCAUGCAUAGUUACCCCGGAGCCUAUCUGUCACCAGGAUUUCAUUAUCCUGUUUACGGGAAGAUGUCGGGGAGGGACGAGGCAGAGAAAGUCAAUACCAGUCCCAGCCUCACCACGAAAACACCCACCGAAUCGAAAGCUCUGGAUUUGCUGCAGCAGCACGCCAGCCAGUACCGUAGCAACUCGCCAGCGCCAGUGGAGAAGGCAGCAGCCGAGCGAGAGCGAGAGGCCGAGAGAGAACGAGAGCGCCACUCGCCCUUCAGCCAGCGCCACCUGCACACGCAUCACCACACCCACGUUGGCAUGGGGUACCCGCUAAUCCCUGGGCAGUACGACCCCUUUCAAGGCUUGACCUCUGCUGCCCUGGUUGCCUCCCAGCAGGUGGCUGCCCAGGCAUCUGCUUCAGGAAUGUUUCCUGCUCAGAGAAGGUAA
Molecule: messenger RNA, 4626 nt
Organism: Ochotona curzoniae (black-lipped pika)
Lineage: Eukaryota; Metazoa; Chordata; Mammalia; Lagomorpha; Ochotonidae
Gene: ZNF608
Product: zinc finger protein 608
Exons: 8
Coding region: 1-4626 (1541 amino acids)
Biological process (GO): regulation of transcription by RNA polymerase II
Cellular component (GO): nucleus
Source: RefSeq, a predicted model, not a curated record